GUGACAAUGUCGAAACAAUACCUCACCACCCACACGGUGGACAACGCCCACACGACCGACAUUUUCUCCUUAGCCGCAACGUCCACCGCCCUUCUUACCGGCAGCGGCUCCUCCACAAUCAACAUCCAUCGCACGACAGACCCCAGCGGCACCUUUCCGAUCUCCCAAUCCCUGACUGCUCACAAACUCGGCACCCAUCACAUCGCAACAUCCCCCCGCGGCGGCGACGGUCGGCUCGCAGCCAGCGUCGGCUUCGGUGGAGACAUCAAAAUUUGGCGGUGCGAUGCCACCACCGGCGACUGGUCGCUAGACUUUGAGAUCUCGCCCGCGGAAGCCAAGGCCCGUGGCGGUGGCGACGUCUGGGCCGUUGCGCUCGACAGCCAGGAGAAAUAUCUCGCUUGCACAGCGCACGAUGGACGCAUAUAUGUGUGGGACCUGGAGAGCAAGAGUGUUGUGCAGACCUACGAGACUGGAGGUGCCGGAGCGGGCAGCUUUGGGCUGUGUGUGGACCUGAGUCCCGAUGGGAAGCUGACGGCCAGUGGGCACCAUGACGGGAGUGUGUAUGUCUUUAGCAACGAGGUCGGGCACCUUAAGUACUCCCUAUCGGGCCUCGCAAAGCCUGUUCGGGCAGUCGCCUUCUCCCCCGGCAACUCACGCCUUGCAGCUGCCGGCGACGCGGGCG
This is a messenger RNA of Cryphonectria parasitica EP155, 682 nucleotides long. Its product is annotated as WD40 repeat-like protein. The transcript is spliced from 4 exons. The annotation marks the transcript as partial. Gene Ontology annotation, cellular component: Cdc73/Paf1 complex. NCBI's taxonomy places the organism in Eukaryota, Fungi, Ascomycota, Sordariomycetes, Diaporthales, Cryphonectriaceae. The record is from RefSeq and is a predicted model, not a curated record. Gene Ontology annotation, molecular function: protein binding.